Musa acuminata subsp. malaccensis (wild Malaysian banana) is the source of this 2589-nucleotide messenger RNA. Its product is annotated as probable receptor-like protein kinase At4g39110. Gene Ontology annotation, molecular function: transmembrane receptor protein tyrosine kinase activity; ATP binding. Lineage: Eukaryota; Viridiplantae; Streptophyta; Magnoliopsida; Zingiberales; Musaceae. Gene Ontology annotation, biological process: protein autophosphorylation. The record is from RefSeq and is a predicted model, not a curated record. Gene Ontology annotation, cellular component: plasmodesma; plasma membrane.
AUGGAUCAGGCAUCCCUCCCUUUCCUCCUCUUCCUCCUCCUCCAGCUCCUCCUCUGCUCGACGCCGACCUCCGGGCAGGCGCAAAAGUCGGCAGCGGCCUUUACCCUCGCCGACAACUUCCUGAUCGACUGCGGCGCGACCUCCACGGCCGCCAUGCCCGACGGCCGUGAAUUCAAGACGGACUUGCAGUCGACUCCUUUCCUCGCUGCGCACGACGAGGUUCGCGCGUCCGUCCCCGCCGCCCCCGGCGUCCCCUCGCCGCUCUACCUCACAGCCAGGAUCUUCCACGAGGAGACCUCCUACAGCUUCACGCUCUCCCGCCCUGGUUGGCACUGGAUCAGGCUCCACUUCUUCGCCGUGAACAGCUCCGACUUCGACCUCAGCAGCGCCGUGUUCACCGUCAACACCGACGACUUCGUCCUCCUCCAUAGCUUCACCGUCGACGACCCCACCAAGUGGGUGCUCAAGGAGUACCUCGUCAACGCCACCAAUCCGCGCCUCGCCAUCCGUUUCUCCCCGCUCCGCAACUCCGUCGCGUUCGUCAACGGCAUCGAGGUCGUCUCCGCCCCCGACGUGCUCAUCCCCGACACAGCCUCUACGGUCUCGCCCGUCGGGCAGAUCGGCGGGCUCUCGCUCUCCGCUUACCAGGUGGUCUACCGGAUCAACGUCGGUGGGCCGGUCAUCACCUCCGCGAACGACACGCUCGGGCGCGCGUGGGAUCAGAGCGACACAUUCCUGCAAUCGAAGUCCACCGCCAAGAAGGUGUCCGUGUCCCCCAGCAUAAUCAAGUACCCGGAGGGAACCUCGCCCCUGAUCGCGCCCAACACCGUGCAUGCCACGGCCGUGAAAAUGGCGGACGCGCGCGUCGGCCGCCCCAACUUCAACGUGACGUGGAUCUUCGUCGUCGACCCCUCAUUCGGGUACUUCGUCCGACUGCACUUCUGCGACAUCAUCAGCAAGUCGCUCAACGACCUCUACUUCAACGUGUACAUCAAUGGGAUGACGGCCGUCUCAGGCCUCGACCUCUCCACCAUCACCUCCGGCCUCGCGAUGGCCUACUACAAAGACAUUGUCCUGAACGCCUCGGUGGCCACGGGCAGAAUAACCAUACAGAUCGGCCCCAUGAAGGAGAACACUGGCAGGAUCGACGCGCUGCUCAACGGCGUGGAGAUUCUGAAAAUGAACAACUCGGUGGGGAGCUUGGACGGCGAGUUCGGAGUCGAUGGCUCCAUGGCUGGAGGCGGCGGCAGCUCGAAUCGGCGUGCGAUCGCUGCCGUCGGAUUCGCUAUGAUGUUUGGUGCCUUCGCCGGACUGGGGGCGAUGGUGGUGAAGUGGUACAAGCGACCCAAGGACUGGCGGAGGAGGAAUAGCUUCUCCUCGUGGCUCCUUCCGGUACACACGAGCACCUCCACGUUCACGACCAGCAAGGGGUCGGGUUACGGGUCGCACAAGAGCGGCUACACCUUCUCCUCCACGCUGGGUCUCGGCCGGUACAUGUCCCUGUCGGAGCUGCAGGCGGCGACGAAGAACUUCGACCAGAAUGCGGUGAUCGGGGUGGGCGGCUUCGGGAACGUGUACCUUGGCGAGCUCGAUGAUGGGACGAAGGUGGCGGUCAAGAGAGGGAACCCGCAGUCGGAGCAGGGGAUCAACGAGUUCCAGACGGAGAUCCAGAUGCUGUCUAAGCUGCGCCACCGCCACCUGGUGUCGCUGAUCGGCUACUGCGACGAGAACUCGGAGAUGAUCCUGGUGUACGAGUACAUGGCCAACGGGCCGUUCAGAGACCACAUCUACGGGCACAACCUGCCGUCGCUGACGUGGAAGCAGCGGCUGGAAAUAUGCAUCGGGGCGGCGCGCGGUCUGCACUACCUGCACACCGGCACGGCCCAGGGCAUCAUCCACCGUGACGUCAAGACCACCAACAUCCUCCUGGACGACAACUUCAUCGCCAAGGUUUCCGACUUCGGCCUCUCCAAGGACGCGCCGGGAAUGAACCAGACGCACGUCAGUACCGCGGUGAAGGGCAGCUUCGGCUACCUCGACCCCGAGUAUUUCCGGUGCCAGCAGCUGACGGACAAGUCGGACGUGUACUCCUUCGGGGUGGUGCUGCUGGAGGCCCUCUGCGCACGGCCGGCCAUCAACCCCGCCCUUCCGAGGGAGCAAGUGAACCUGGCCGAGUGGGCGCUGCAGUGGAAGCGGAAGGGCCUGAUCGAGAAGAUCAUCGACCCCAACCUCGCCGGCACCAUCAACAAGGACUCCCUGGGCAAGUUCGUGGAGGCUGCGGAGAAGUGUCUGGCGGAGCACGGGGUCGACCGGCCAUCCAUGGGCGACGUGCUGUGGAACCUCGAGUACGCUCUGCAGCUGCAGGAGACCAACCCCCCUGACCCACCUCCUCAGGAGGCGGCAAAGCCAACCGAGUCAAAGGAGGAGGAGAAGGCCGUCAGCAUCCAGGUCUACGCGGAGUCUUCGCAGAGAGAACGCGACGAGCCGCCCGCGGGGACGACUCCCGUCAUGAGCCGAUCCGUGGAGAAUUCGAGCACGACGAUGGCGAACGAGCUGUUCGCGCAGCUAACGGGAAUGCAAGGAAGGUGA